UGAUGGAUCAGAGGCACAGAACUCGCUCUCGCAGCGUUAUCGAGGCGCUCGCCACCGCUACGCGCAGAACCGUGCCGCGUGGCGGAGCAGAGCGCCGUGUGUGUGUCGGGAUGCCGUGGAGCGUCUUCGUGUCACAAGCCUGAGAGCCACCUCGGUGUUAAUGGAAGAAGAAACGCGGACGUCGGGGAGUUAAUUAUCCACCGAGGGGGUCUUGUUUGAUUAUUUCUGUUACCUCGAGCCAAAACGAGUCACACCCUCGUCACAUUUUCCUCGAGUUCUCUACCCCUCUCCUUCUCUCUCUGUGCGCACUCAAUUAAACGCGUGCGGUGUCUGCCCCGCACGUUGGGGCCAUAAAGUUCACGCGGAGGCCACGCGUGAGUGUGAGAGAGAGGAAAAACAACACACACGCAUUUAUUUUUGAAGGCUCAGCCCAUUGAUAUAGCAGCUGUCGGAGGACAUGCAUCGGAGGGGUGCGUCUCGUCUGGCUCUCAUCACCGCCAGCGUCAAAGUCGGCGUCAUCGCCCUCGCCAUCCUCGCCAUGUGCGCACCCGCCCGCCUCGCCGGGCUCGCCGUGCCAGAGGCGCUCCCAGGGAAUGGAAGUCUCUGCUCCUCGGAAGGUGGCCUCUGUACGGGAGCAGCAGCAGGCAUGAGCGCCGGCCGGCCCGACUGCUCCCAGGCGCGCUGCCCCGUGCGCUUCUCCACGCGCUGCCCGCCCGACUCGCUGCUCGUGGAGGGCACCAUGCCCCCCGAGGGCUGCUGCCCGCUGCCCAGCCGCUGCGAGUGCCGCCCGCGGGAGCGCUGCCCCCCGGCCGUGUGCUCGCCGGGCGCGACGCCCACGCGGCUCGCGUCUGCCGACGGCACCCCGGGCCGCUGCUGCGAGCUGUACGCGUGCCGAGCAGACGUCGGAGGCAGCGUGGAGAAGCCGGGCCCUGCCGGGUGCCUGGCGGGGGGCAAGAUGCGCGCGGAGGGCUCCCGCUGGCGCGAGGACGCCUGCACCAAGUGCCGCUGCGUGGGCGGGAGCGAGCAGUGCGUCACGCAGGCGUGCGGGCAGCACUGCGAGAAGGGCGCACGCGUCCCCGGCGAAUGCUGCCUGCGCUGUCCAGGGCCAGAGGAGUCAUCAUCGGUGACCGCUUUGCCCCUGACCUGCGACCCUCUGACCUGUAACCUCACGGAGGAGAGCUGCCCCUACGGCUUCCAGCUGGACGAGAAAGGCUGCCGCUCCUGCGGCUGCAAGACGAGGCACGAGUUCUGCAAGGUGCUGCUGGCGGGCUGCUCCCUCGAGUGCCCGUUUGGUCGCCGCCUGGGCCCCCACGGCUGCGAGAUGUGCCGCUGUCGCCCCAAGCCCAAGCGCUGCCGCCCACUCGUGUGCUCCAAGGCCUGUCCCCACGGAUACAUACGGACGCGGCACGGCUGCGAGACGUGCCGCUGUGUGCGCUGCGCGGCGCUUUCCUGCGACAAGAAGUGUGCCCACGGAUACGAGGUCAACGGCAAGGGCUGCCCCACCUGCAAGUGCCGAGCGCUGUCCUCCGAGGGCCCCGUGGCUCCGUUCUGCCUCUCGGGCGACGGGCGGCGCUACCGGGACGGCGACGAUUGGCACGACGGCUGCCGCUCGUGCACGUGCCUGGCGGGGCGCGAGAUGUGCACGCUGCUCACCUGCGCGUUGCCCCGCUGCGCUGCCCCCACGAUGCCCGCGGGAGCCUGCUGCCCCACCUGCCCAGGCCAGAGGAUGGUGGCGGACCUGGCACCGCAGCCCAAGGACCCCGCGGUGUGCGUCACCCCUGCGGGGCUGCCCGUGUCGGGCGGGGAGACGUUCCGUCUCGACGGCUGCACGCGCUGCCUGUGCCGAGCCGGCCGGGUUCUGUGCGACGCCGAGGUGUGCCCCCCGCUGCCCUGCCAGGACGCCGUGAGGACACCCGGAUCCUGCUGCCCAAUGUGCCCCCCAGCGGCCACCGCCGCCGCCGCAGCGACUCCCACGAGCAACGCGUCGCACGGGGCAGUCAACAACAACAACAGCGACGAGUCUCGCGGGGCAGUCAACAACAACAACAACAGCGACGAGUCGCCGCCGGCAAUGUGCCGCUCCGCCUCGGGCGCCAUGUUCCUGGCGGGAGAGGCGUGGAAGCGAGACGCGUGCACGAGCUGCGCAUGCGCCGCGGGCGAGGUCACCGUGCCACGCGCCGCGCUGCCCGCCCGCCACGUGCGCGCGCCCCGUGCUGCGCAAGGGGCAAUGCUGCCCAUACUGCCCCCAUGCCGAGCAAAACCACAUCCCAGAAGCGAGGCGCAAGGGGGCUGCUGCUGCUGCCGCCGCCGCCGCCCUGGGCGAUGGCUCCGUCUCUGCGGGCGGCUCACGUGACGGUCCUACCACCUCCAGCGGCGGUGGCGGCGUGGCCGGCGGAGUCGCCUGGGGGCUGGCCGUGUCCGCCGUCUCGUCGGCCGCCCUCGCUGUCCUCCUCUACCUCAAUCGCAAGAACCGCUGGCUCAACCUGCCCU
Messenger RNA from Lethenteron reissneri (Far Eastern brook lamprey), 2490 nucleotides. RefSeq names its product cysteine-rich motor neuron 1 protein-like. Gene Ontology annotation, molecular function: protein binding; serine-type endopeptidase inhibitor activity. The record is from RefSeq and is a predicted model, not a curated record. Lineage: Eukaryota; Metazoa; Chordata; Hyperoartia; Petromyzontiformes; Petromyzontidae. Gene Ontology annotation, cellular component: plasma membrane.